Trichoderma breve is the source of this 6042-nucleotide messenger RNA. RefSeq names its product glycoprotease family domain-containing protein. Gene Ontology annotation, cellular component: mitochondrion. The record is from RefSeq and is a predicted model, not a curated record. The transcript is spliced from 5 exons. Lineage: Eukaryota; Fungi; Ascomycota; Sordariomycetes; Hypocreales; Hypocreaceae. Gene Ontology annotation, biological process: mitochondrial tRNA threonylcarbamoyladenosine modification. The coding region runs from base 1 to 6042 and encodes 2013 amino acids.
AUGUCUAACUACGGCAAACUCGCGGAGCCUGUGAAUGGCAGCAGGCUGUCAUCACGGGCUAGGGACGACUGGGAAGACUGGGAAGACGAUGAUGUUGUUACGCUAAUAGAUGUCGACGAAACACCGUCCGCUGAUAACUCCGACAACAAGAAACUUCUUUUCAACAGCGCCUUUCUAGAUAUGAGCACAAGCAACUCUGCUGCGAAUACUCGCAGCACAUCUCCCUUGGAAAGCGACAGCGCAUCUGUCAGCUCUGACGAGGACAUCACGCCCAUCGACGCCGCUGUCCAACCCGGCCUGUUGGCUCCGCCACCUACUCCAGCUUAUAUCCUCACAAAGCCCCCCAAACACCCAAGCGUAAAGCUAUCCAUGAGGCGCUCAGCUGCCAAGAUCAACCGUCCAAUAUCAAGGAAACCCCCGAAGCAACGGAACGCAAAGCUUGGAAUCAAGUUGAUCACCGACAUGACGAAGCUGAGGCGUCAAAAUCACAUAGCUGGACAGGCAAAGUCACCCGCAAGGCGAGCGCCAAAGUUUGUUGACGCGGCUGCUCUAAGAGCUCUAGAGGGAUCUCCAAACCCACAGUCCGUUGGAAACUGGAACUGGUUAAAUAAAGAUGAUGAGGGUCGCGUAACCGAUUCCCCGCUACAAGCCACUCGUUCUCCAGCUGAGCAGCUUUCUCCGGAAGACAGACCGAUUGUCAUUGGAAUUACACUACCCUCCGAUGAAGUGACAAGCCGAGGAAUCGACCCUCUCACGGCUACCAACGACAGAGCAAAUGCGCCCGCCGAACCUCAUCAGCUCACGUCAGUCUGGUCUCCCGAUACGCCUGAAACUGCAAGCUCGUUUAGCACAGUUAGAUACCCUUCAAGCGUGUACUCGCAAGCAUCUAUGGCACCAGUCAUGGGCUAUGGCCCUAGAGAUAACGAAGUGCCUCCUGUUCCUGCCGUCCCCGCCAACUACAAGAGAAUGACGGCGGCACAUCAACGCCUCAUUGGUACAGAACGCCGCAAGAACGCGGAAGAGGAAGAAGAGUCUGGAACACCUUGCACACUGUUUGAAGAGGAUGGUGUCACACCUUUGAAAUCUCCUGCUAGUAAACUCUCUGCGCUCACUCCCCAGAGCGUGCGUGGCUGGUGGGACCACCACUUGGUCACGCCAUUUCUAGACAAGAGAAUGUCUUUUGCGAGUCGAAGAACCCAGAUGGAGUCACCUUUGGAUGAAAGAGCCCACCAAAUGGCCAGAUCUGCGGACAACCAGGGUUCAAUGUUGACUCCAAAAUACGUUGCGAGUCCACAGUCCUGGAAAACCCCAAAGUCUGGAGUCGACGCGAAGCAGACCUUUUCCCCUGUGGAAAGACAAGAGCAACGAGCAAACACCACAGCUACCCACCUUGAUGGCAACCGCGCUAUCUUGGGACUGUCAAUGUUGGAAAGGGAGCAGAGUCCAUCUGAGUCUUCUCCCGGAGCCGCUAUGCCGAGAAAUGGCAAAGGAAAGGGCCCGGAAAACCAGUUGUACAGUGAUGGAAUGGGAAAUUCUGAUAUCCUGAUUACAUUUGCGGCAGAUGAGGAAACGAAGUCGUUGGAUAAGCCCAAUGUUGUGGGCGAGAGCUUAGCACUUACAUCCAAGUCUGGUAUCCACCAACAAAUGUCCUCCGAGAGUCGUGAUGCGACGUCCCUGAAAACCUCAACUUCCACAGAAGUCCACAGAUACGAUUUCACCUCUACUUCUAUCGAAGCAAAGGAGCAUAAAACCUCAUCAACUGCCUCAUCAACUGACUAUCUGCCGAAACAUGACCCGAAACGCGAUCUCACCCCUCCACCUAGGCCUCAGUGGAAGGAAACCCAGGCCCCAAUUAUCAGGGUGCCGACACCUCGCCAGACUCCACCACCAAGGGAGGGAGUGGUGCGAGAAGCUGAACGACCCAUCGUGGUCCAUAUUGAGAUAAAUACCGGGGAACAGAAGCAGAAGUUUGUUGUUGAUCGUGUGGCGGUAAACUCGACGCCCACCAUUAAGAUUCCUACUCCCCGGCGGACGCCGUCACCCCGCGGAAAUGUCUCUAGGGCUGAGGCUGUAACUGAACCAGUAAGGGGUGAUAUGAAGCACGAUGGUUCAGAUAGUCGUGAUAUGGUUCACGGGCUGGGAAUAACCAACUUGGCGGCGCAUAAUCCCCCUCCUUCCUCAUCAGAGAAACUGGCCGGGGAUAGCAUCAAAUAUCAGGCGGUGUUCCCGCCGGACCAUCAUUUGCAUACCCAGUUCUCCCCGAGAGAAGCAAAGGAAGCACCUGCUCUAGCUACGUCGACGAUGUCAACAACGACAAGAAAGGCUAUAACGUCAACUACGACAUCAACCACGGCAUCGACCACAGCGUCAACCAAGUCAACAAACACGUUACCAAUUGCAGCUCCAAGCGCACAUGCAGCGCCAAUCGUGGCAGCGGCACCCAUCGCUGCUGUAGUGCCCAUCGCAGCAGAGCCAAUCUUGUCUGCCGCAGCAACGAGAGAACCCGCGGCAACUUCACGAGCAGCCCCUCAAGAGUCUAAUGUGGUCGCCACAUCUCUCUCUCGUACAAGCAUUAUGUCUUCGCAAGACGCACAUCGCAUCGAACAAGCCCAGAGAUCUACAAGGGAAGCACACAACACCACCAGCAAGGCAACCACCUCAAUGCGAACGGGAGAUGUCUCCCUUUCCGCCCGUAGUUUUGAGGGUGCUUCGACCGAUGUAUCCCGAUCUGCGGGAAUUCAGCGAUUGGAACAUAGUCGAGAGACACAAGCAUCUACCGUGGCCCAUGAAAAUCACACCUCAGAGCAACAGAGUCGGUUCUCCGUAUCACCAACCUCAUCUAAAUCGCCUGCCAUGGAGAGAAGCUCGCGAACAGCGCAGCGACAUGUCCGUACGGCAAGCAACUUUGUGUCGUCGGUGCUGUCUCGGCAGCGCUCUCCUGUUGAUCAACGCCGCGGCGGUGGUGACGCUCGCUCUGUACAGCCCAUCGAGAUUAUGCUGGAAGAGCAAAGGGGCCCCGAGCCUAUGCCGGCAAGUCCAGAGAGAGCAUAUCUGACAAUCAAUGAGACUCACCCCAAGAGUGGGAACUGGGCAAGAGUCGGGUCUCCCGUUUUGGAGCAUGGAUACACUGAGCCUCUACCUGCUCGCCCUGUUGGAACAUCCCUAUCCCAGUCGCAUGCCGACCAACUAUCAGGCAAAGAGCACAAAAUUGAGCGGAAACGGCGGCGGCAUGAGAAGGAAGAAAUGGCGGCAAGGCGAGCAGGUGGCUUCUGGAGGGGCCGAGGUUGCAUGCCAAAGAAGGGCUGUUUUGGCCGCCCUGGGCCUGAGGGACGCAAAAAGAGAAGGAUUUGGCUGUGUAUCAUUUGCAUUCUCUUGCUUCUCAUCAUUAUUCUGGCUGUUGUAUUGGGUGUCGUCCUUGGAAGGCAUCACGGAUCAGGUAACAACACCGAAACGUCUGGACAAGACCCGCCGCCCUCGACAUCAUCCUCGACGCCCUCAACUCCGAUACCCUCGUCGAUAUGGGUCAAUCUCACGGACUACCCUGCCAUGCCAACGGGGGUGUUGACCUUUGUUGGCCCAAACAACACUAUUGCCAAGAGCGACUGCACUGAGCCAUCGACCCUCUGGAGCUGUUCUUUGCCGAAAGAUUCCCAGGCGUCUGUGUUGCCCUUUAAGCCAAAUCAACCAACUCUUAUCUUCCAAAUUCAGUGGGACAACAGUACAAAGAGGGGGUGGAACAUUCCCAAUGGCACUCCGCCAACGGCUAUUUCUCAAAGAGACACGAGCAGCAGUAAUUCUUCAAUUGAUGGAUUCAAUCCAGACCCUAGCCCUCCGACUUUCCAAGAGAUGUGGUUCUUGGGCGAGACUACAGAUAAUAUCCAGUCCAGUCAAAAAGCAGGAGAGCCGACGCCCUUUUUUAUCAGCAUCCUUGACUCAUUGAAUGACACGAUCAAGUUGCCAACUUUAAGCCGACGAGCUACUGCUUCGGACGUCAACAUUUCGGAUAUUAUUUUCCCGCCGGAUUUGCAGGAAGACGGCACACCUGCGCCUGCCGUGAUGCUCCCUAAUCCGGUUCAGCAACCUGUUCGAUUGUUUGACCGCGGCUUGCCGACUGAGCAUUAUGGGUUUUACACAUACUUCCAACGAACAAUCUUCCUCAAGUCUGUCACAGUUCUGAAUGAUUCAAGCCAAGGAAACGUGCCAGUGGAUGAAGAUGGUGGCUGCAGCGAAACCGAGGCUAACCAUCUCGUUACUUGGGCCGAGACACGUAUGCUUGUGCAAAUUUGGACGCGGAAACUGAACAGUACAGCAUCAUUGCUGACGGCGGAUGGCACCAAGGGAAUUGAUAACUCAGUCGAUCUGGUUAAGCCCGGGACAAUGCCAUAUCCGGUAACUGUGACUUUAGACACACAUGGCGGCGAUCCCAACCACAAAGUCGUCUGGGAGUGGCCCAUGGAUGACCGUCAAAAGCUGAAUACCAGUGCUCCAGAUCUAUUAGUCAACAAGAUGGAUGUCGGAGGUACAUGGAUUAACCACCGAGGCAGCGGAAAUGCCAAAUUUGGAGGAUUCGAUGGAGGCACUGGAGGUUGCAAGACCAGGAUAAAGCAGCGUUCCCUGGUCACUCUGGCGAUUGAGACGUCAUGCGAUGACACGGCGGUGGCGGUACUGGAAAAGUCAGCGGGAGGUAAGACGAGGCUGCUCUUCAAUGAGCGGGUUUCGUCGGAUAACCGGGCGUUCAAGGGGAUCCAUCCGAUGGUGACGGUGGAGGGGCACAAUACUGCCCUGGGGCCGUUGGUAGAGAGGGCGUUGGAGAGUUUGAGGGAGGGUGAGGACGGCGUUGAUGAUGCUGGUCCUGGUGCUUGUUCUACUGGGGUGGCGAGCAAAGGGAGCAGCGUCGUCGUGACGGAUGGUAAGAGGACCAAGAAGUGGAAGAAGAAGAAGAUUAGGGUGCCUGAUUUUGUUUGUGCUACUCGCGGGCCGGGCAUCAUGACGAACCUGUCUGUGGGAUUGAAUGUUGCAAAGGGGCUGGCGCUGGCCUGGGACGUUCCGUUUGUGGGAGUUCACCACAUGCAAGCGCAUGCCUUGACGCCGCGCCUGGUUGACGCCUUGGAGAGUGAACAAGGAUCACCGUCACCCUCGCCAACUUUUCCCUUCCUCUCUCUUCUCGUCUCCGGCGGCCACACCCAACUCAUCCUCUCCACCACCCUCACGAACCACCGCAUCCUCGCCACAACCGGCGACAUCGCCAUCGGCAACCUCCUCGACCAAACCGCCCGCGUCAUCCUCCCGCCGGCCCUCCUCGAGUCCAGCCCAGAUGUCAGUUACGGCCGCUUGCUCGAGGCCUUUGCUUUCCCCCCUGGAGCAGAUACGCCUGCUGACUACGAUGCGUUCUUCACGCCGGCUACUUCUCGACAGGACGAGAUUCAGGAGGUUCCAUCUGGCUAUGGAUGGACUGUUCCGCUGCCGUUUCGUAAUUCGCGGAAGCUUGCGUAUUCGUUUUCCAGCAUCCAUUCGCAUGUUCACAACAUUGCCGCCGCCGCAAACAACGGCAACACCAACAACAACCAUCAUGAAAACGAUCUCGACUCACCCUCAUCCUCCCCUUCUGACAGCAUGCCCCUCGAAGAACGCCGUGCUCUCGCCCGCCACACCCUCCGCGCCGCCUUCCAGCACCUCGCCAGCCGCCUCAUCCUCGCCCUCCAAGACUCGCCCUCUCUCCAACCCUCCUCCUCAUCCUCUUCCCCCAAAAACGAACCAAUCAAAACCAUCGUCGUGGCCGGCGGCGUCGCAAGCAACCGCUUCCUCAUGCACGUCCUGCGCACGACCCUCGCCGCGAGAGGCUUCGCCGACAUGCGCAUCGUCUCCCCGCCCCUGGAGCUGUGCACCGACAACGCCGCCAUGAUUGCCUGGGCCGGCAUGGAGAUGUUCGAGGCGGGAUACAGGACGGAGCUGUCCGUGCGGCCGAUUGCAAAGUGGCCCAUGGAUCCGGAUGUUGGGGGCGGCAUUCUGGGGGCUGGUGGAUGGGUGAGAGAGGAGGAGUAA